This is a messenger RNA of Trypanosoma theileri, 474 nucleotides long. RefSeq lists its product as uncharacterized. Bases 1 to 474 code for a protein of 157 amino acids. The transcript has a single exon. Lineage: Eukaryota; Euglenozoa; Kinetoplastea; Trypanosomatida; Trypanosomatidae. The record is from RefSeq and is a predicted model, not a curated record.
AUGCCAACCACGGCUCGCCUUUGGCAAUGGGGGCUGUCCAAUCGCGGCGCCCAGCUUACGCACUUCCAUCCCUUCGGGGAAACCAAACAUACUUCACACAUUGUUGUGGUGGGGCAGGCGGUGGGGUGCCAACAAACCCAAAUACCUAUGGGGGAUAAUGUUCUUAUUGUACACCGUUUUUCCUUUUCCGCAUUUCCCAUGGAUUUCCUUUUCACACCACACAUGGCAGUAGCGGAACGCCUUGACACCAUCAUGGUAUAUUUUGCCUUUAUCAUGAGGGAAGGGCUCACCCUCAUGUUCUUUGUUCAUGGUGCCGCGUGCCACCGAGUAAAAGGUGCGGUUGGAUGGCCACACCAUGUCACGAGGGAAACGGGGAAGGGUCAUCUUCGCGGAAUACCUUUCAAACCCAUCUUACCCAGCGUUGAAGUGGGGAAACCGAGAGUUUUCCACUAUUCCCAACCCCUCAGUUUAUAA